AUGCCAAGAGGUAUCAUUACGUUGCAGCUGGGUCAGUGCGGAAAUCAGAUUGGGUUUGAGUUUUGGAAGCGACUGUGUCUGGAACAUGGCAUCUCACCGUCGGGAAUGUUGCGAGAGUUUGCCAGCGAUGGUAUCGAUCGGAAGGAUGUGUUUUUCUAUCAAGCGGAUGAUGACCACUACAUUCCUCGGGCGGUUCUGCUGGAUUUGGAACCGCGUGUGAUUCAUUCGAUCAUGACUUCACCGUACGCGAAGCUGUACAAUCCGGAAAACGUAUACCUGUCGAAGGAUGGUGGCGGUGCUGGAAACAACUGGGCUUCCGGGUUUAGUCAGGGUGAAAAACUGCACGAGGAAGUCUUCGACAUCAUUGACCGGGAAGCGGACGGAAGUGACAGUUUGGAGGGAUUCGUGCUGUGUCACUCGAUUGCUGGCGGUACCGGAUCCGGUAUGGGAUCUUACAUCAUGGAACGGCUUUCGGAUCAUUUCCCAAAGAAGCUCAUCCAGACGUACAGUGUGUUCCCGAAUCAGGACGAAAUCAGCGAUGUGGUGGUGCAACCGUACAACAGUCUGCUGACGCUGCGCCGACUGACCAGCUGUGCCGACUGUGUGGUCGUGCUGGACAAUACCGCGCUGAAUCGCAUCGCGACCGAUUGGCUGCAUCUGGAGAAUCCCAGCUUCGCCCAAAUCAACACGCUCGUGUCGACCAUCAUGUCCGUCAGUACGACCACCCUUCGCUACCCGUCCUACAUGAACAACAACCUGAUCGAGCUGAUCGCACCGCUUAUUCCCACGUCCCAGCUACACUUCCUCAUGACCGGCUACACACCACUCACGACCGAAUCGGACACCCAAUCGGUGCAGAAAACGACCGUGCUGGAUGUGAUGAGACGCUUGCUGCAGCCGAAAAACAUGAUGGUUUCGACCGGGCCGGACAAAACCAACCAUCAUCGGUACAUUUCCAUCCUGAACAUCAUCCAGGGCGAGGUGAACCCUUCGCAGGUGCAUCAGUCGAUACAGCGUAUCCGGGAGCGCAAGCUGGCCCAGUUCAUACCGUGGGGUCCGGCCAGUAUUCAGGUGGCAUUGUCACGCAGCAGUCCGUAUGUGCAGAGCAGCCACCGAGUGACGGGUUUGAUGUUGGCCAAUCAUACCAGCAUCUGCUCGCUGUUCGAACGGGCACUGGGACAGUACGACAAGCUGCGUAAGCGUGGUGCCUUCCUGGAUCAAUUCAAGAAGGAGGACAAGUUUAAGGACGAUCUGAGCGAAAUGGACGAGGCGCGUGAUGUUGUGGAUGCGCUCGUGCAGGAGUACGAGGUGGCAACGAAGGAGAAUUACCUCAGCUGGCAUGGAAGCCGUGCAGCUGGUGGCGCAGGAACAAACCAGUAA
Messenger RNA from Anopheles marshallii, 1380 nucleotides. RefSeq names its product tubulin gamma-1 chain (gene gammaTub23C). Gene Ontology annotation, molecular function: GTP binding; structural constituent of cytoskeleton. The record is from RefSeq and is a predicted model, not a curated record. Lineage: Eukaryota; Metazoa; Arthropoda; Insecta; Diptera; Culicidae. The transcript has 3 exons. The coding region runs from base 1 to 1380 and encodes 459 amino acids. Gene Ontology annotation, cellular component: cytoplasm; spindle; nucleus. Gene Ontology annotation, biological process: microtubule nucleation; mitotic cell cycle; meiotic spindle organization.